AUGUCUCUCACCAACUACAUAGACCCCGAAAAUGCUCCCAACUUUGAGGACAUGGAGAAGCAGUUUGCCGUAAGAGCGGUCCAGCAUAUGUCGAUAUACUGGUCAAUUCUCGAAAAGUUGCCGGGAUCCAAACUUCGACUCACUAGACUGGAUGACGAGAUUCUCGAUCAUUUCAAGCGAGAAUUUCCAGACUUCGACCCGGCUGAGGAGAUCGAUGAAGAGCAGAUGAAGAGCAAAGAAGGCAAGGAAAAGUGGCGGAAAUUUGCCAUGGUGUACGAGAAAGGCGAGAAGAAAGUUGAGGACUACAAUUUCGGCACGAUGCUGAGAAAGAGUCCGAAAACUGAGUACGGAGAGAAGGAAACUAUUUUUGUCAUUCGAAUGCAGUUCUAUGCAAUUGAAAUUGCGAGGAAUCGUGCAGGUCUCAACGACUGGAUCUAUGAGCACGCUCAAAAAGAGGCCGUCAACAAGUCAUAA
This is a messenger RNA of Capronia coronata CBS 617.96, 474 nucleotides long. RefSeq lists its product as uncharacterized. NCBI's taxonomy places the organism in Eukaryota, Fungi, Ascomycota, Eurotiomycetes, Chaetothyriales, Herpotrichiellaceae. The coding region runs from base 1 to 474 and encodes 157 amino acids. The transcript has a single exon. The record is from RefSeq and is a predicted model, not a curated record. Gene Ontology annotation, cellular component: cytoplasm.